AUGAAAUUCCCUGGUGUCGGACGUCGACGUUCAACUGAUACGGAUACCAAUCAAGGUCAACGCCAACGUAGAGGUCUAAACAAUGAUCCAUCAAAUCAUGUAGAACUGCAUUCUGAGCAAGCUCAAUCUGCCUGGGCUGAAGGGCACAACAACAACAAUAACAAUCAGGAUGUCGAAAAUGAUGACGAGGAAUCAAAUGCUAACUUGGCUCAGGCAUAUGCUUUUGAUGAAGAAGAAGCCAAUCAUAAUCAAGAUCCUGAUGAAGAAUUCACCGUCAAAGACGUACAAGAGGCAAUCAAUAUACAACACCCCUUUGGUUUGAGAUUAUGGAAACCUGCCCUCUACAAGAAACAACGAUCUAUUGCUGCGGCCACCUACCAAGCAUUGCAUGCUGAUCCGAAUGCUUUGCCUGGUACUGAACUAUACUUGUCGCCUGGAAAUAUAGCGUGGCUCUUGUUUUGUGGCUGGUGGAUGGCACUCAUAUAUCUAGCUGUCGCAAUCAUUGGGCUGGGUCCUCUAGUAUUAUUAGGGCAGUUCGGAAAGACCGCUUUAUGUUGCUGUGGACCUAGAAGAUCGAACUCGGGUGUAGCUCGUGGUCAGGGAUGGUUGCCGUACGAAGUGUGUGUCGAGUUGGAGGCUCUAUGGGAUUAUGCUAGAGUCUUAAUCAACCUGUCAACAUAUGUAUUGUGGCCAUUCGGAAAGUACAUAGCUAAAUCUAGAAUCGAAUCCGGCGCUAGCUACUUUGCUAACGACGAUGACGGUGGUGAACGAUCUGGAUUGCUAGCAUAUGAUUCUUAUGCCGACUCGGAAAUCCCUACUCGUAUAAGCACUGCUAGUCACCAUCGUCGCCCACGUAGAUCAUCCACUUCCCAGCACCCAAAUUCUAUUGGACGCAAAAGUCGUAGUCGCACUACUAUAUCCGAUGACGCUGAUGACUUUUUAGAAGACGAAUACGAAUCUGAACCAUCUCUAGGCCGUCCUCUUCAUAGCGGCUCAUUGCUUCGUAACGUAUGGAAUACCUCAGUAUCAGACUGGGUGCUUCCUCGUGCCUUCAAAAGAGCUUGGUCGUCGGGAACACGUGGCAUGAUCUACUUUGCCUUCAUGGUCUUGAUUAUAGCGCCAAUGCAUCUGCUUGUAUCUGCACUAUGUUGGUUUUGUGUAGUAUCUAUACCCAUGGCUAAACUCAACUGGGUCCUUAUAAAGCACUUGCUGCGACAUCCGCUCAAGUUGUCGGCACAUCCAGUAUCACACUUUAGACGUCCGCCAUCUACUGUAUCUAGAGCUUCGCAUGUCGAUGGCGGUCCAUCAUUUGCUAGACCUCCGCCCCGAGGAGGUGCACGUCCCAACUCUAUACUAUUCUUCAACAGAGUGUCAGAGGCCUUCAUACACGAAGCCAAUGAAGCUGGAGAAGAUUAUGAUCGAGGCUAUGAUGUGGUACUGUGUACCUAUCAUGCUAUAGGUCUGCAAUACUACAAGUAUACUUUUGAUGGUAUUAAUAUCAUCCUCAUCAAUUUGUUGGGUGUGGUCGGAUUCACGCUGGUGACCUUCUACUUGAUUGCUCCGAUAACAUUUCCACCAUAUUCUGGAAUGGCGUCUCGUAGUGUACUCUUCUUCUCAGCACUUGUAUCUGUCAUACCAUUGGCAUAUCUCAUUGGAAUGGCUGUGUCAUCUAUUACUGCUCACUCAGGUUCUUUGGCUCUGGGUGCUGUAGUCAAUGCUACAUUUGGAUCUAUCGUCGAAGUCGUCUUGUAUUCUCUAGCUCUAGUCAAGGGUAAAACUGCCAUGGUGGAAGGUAGUAUUAUAGGUUCGCUCUUAUGCGGUGUCUUGCUUCUACCAGCUGUCUCUAUGGUAUCAGGUGGUUUAAAACGUAAAGAACAUCGAUUCAAUGCAAAGGCUGCUGGAGUAACGUCAGCCAUGUUGAUUGUGUCUCUCAUUGGAGCCUUUGCCCCAACAAUCUUCCAAGAGAUCUAUGGUACUUUUGAACUUCGAUGUCAGAACUGUCCCACGUCGACGACCAGUGUAGUCGCCCAGGAAGUUGGAGGCCUGACGUGUCAUCAAUGUACUUAUGCACAACCUCAUCCAACCUUGGACCCUAUAUAUAAAACCCGUACUAGGCCACUCAUGUUUGCCUGUGCCAUGGCUUUAGUAUUGACAUACCUAGUAGGAUUAUGGUUUACUCUACGAACGCAUUCGGAUAAUAUCUAUCCAACAAAGAAGAAACGUCAUCAACGUAGUAAAUGGGGUCAACGACCACAGUCUGCUAAUCAUGCUAAUCAACACUUGUCCGUCUCUAUUCCGGCCACUGGCGCCGUACCUCAACAAAGUAGCCCAGCUCCCGCCACACCAACACCAACAAACACAUCUAUUCCAGCAACGCCAACAGAGACUCUGCUUUCUAACAGCGAUAAGAAGAAAGUAUGGAAGGGUGGAGUUAUAUCUCGUGGACGUAAGCUGCCUCCUCAAUCGCCUCCCGUUCUAGCAGCUCAAAUGCCACCACCAGCGUCAGAUAUCGUCGGAAGCGCUGGCACUGCUUCUCAACGUCCACCGACAUUCCCAAUCCCUAUUACACCGCCUAGUACAGCUUCGCCACCGAUAAACGUAAGGCCCGAUCCACCCAUAGCUCUGGAUGAAAUGUCUUCUGCGUAUGAUAGUGAUGAUUCUGAAGAAGAUCAAGCUGGAGGUCAUGAUGCUCCUAACUGGAGUCAGUUAAAGAGCAGUGCUGUCUUGUUGAGUGCUACUAUUGCAUUCUCCCUCAUCGCUGAUGUCUUGAUUGAUUCUGUGGAUGUGGUCUUGAAGGACUUUAGAAUGGAUGAAAAGUUCUUGGGCUUGACCUUGUUUGCUCUUGUUCCAAGUGUUACAGAGUUCUAUAAUGCUAUUGCAUUUGCCAUCCAAGGAAACAUUGCUCUGUCUCUAGAAAUCGGCUCAGCAUAUGCAGCACAAGUAGCUCUGUUGCAGAUUCCAGCUCUAGUCUUAUUCUCAUACUUGUAUCCGACUCUUGUUGGACCCUUCCCAAGUGCUCCUUCUGGUCCAUCAGGUCCAGACGGUGACGGCGAAGGUGGAUUUACACUCAUCUUCCCACGAUGGGAUUUUUAUGGAGUCUUGUUUGGUGUCUUUAUACUCUCAUACAUUUAUAUUGAAGGAAAGAGUAACUACUUUAAAGGUGCUAUGCUUGGGGUAGCUUACUUUAUCAUCAUGGUUGCAUUCUAUUACGUCCCUUCAAAUGCUGGUGAAUACGACAUGAAAUACUAUCUUUAG
This is a messenger RNA of Synchytrium microbalum, 3255 nucleotides long. RefSeq lists its product as uncharacterized. The coding region runs from base 1 to 3255 and encodes 1084 amino acids. Gene Ontology annotation, molecular function: calcium:proton antiporter activity. Lineage: Eukaryota; Fungi; Chytridiomycota; Chytridiomycetes; Synchytriales; Synchytriaceae. Gene Ontology annotation, cellular component: membrane; endomembrane system. The record is from RefSeq and is a predicted model, not a curated record. The transcript has 5 exons. Gene Ontology annotation, biological process: calcium ion transmembrane transport; intracellular calcium ion homeostasis.